Molecule: messenger RNA, 828 nt
Organism: Dictyostelium purpureum
Lineage: Eukaryota; Evosea; Eumycetozoa; Dictyosteliales; Dictyosteliaceae
Exons: 1
Coding region: 2-190 (62 amino acids)
Source: RefSeq, a predicted model, not a curated record
GAUGAGGAUGUAUGAUGAUGAUGAACUGCUAUGCUUCCUGGUGAUAUUGGUCUACAAAGAUAAUCCUCUUCAUCUAGUAUACUUUCAAUUGGUAUUAUUACUCUUGAAUAUGGUGGUGGUGAAUAAAAUACUUGUUGCUGUUGGGUUUGCUGUUGUUGAGAUUGUUGAGGUUGGGGUAUUGGGGAUGUAGAGUAUUGCUUGGUUGUAGUUGUUGUAGUUGUAGUUGUUUCAUAUUGACUUAACUCUUCAUUCUAAUUAUUGUUAAGAAAUUAAUUAAUAUUUGCUAAAAUAUAAUAAAAAUUUGUAGUAAAAUUUUUAUAAAAAAUAUUUACACUUAAAUAAGAUUUAUUAAUUCUUUGUUGAAACCCUGUGUUAUUGCUGUUAUUAUUAUUUGACUCCAUUUUAAUAGAGGAAAAAUACUUUUUUUUUUUUAAAAAAAAGAAAAAAUGAAAAAUAAAUAAAGAAAACUAAAAAAUUGUUUUAUUACUGCUAUUAUAAUUCUUUUUGUUUUAAUAUUUUAAUAAAAAAAAAUUCUGUGUAUGUGUAUAUAGAUUAAAUAUUGAAUAUUAGAUAUUAAAUUAUUAUUAUAAUAUGAUAUUUGUUGGGUUUUAUUUUAAAAAAUUGAUCUGAUAAUCAAUUUCAAUAUAUUUAUUAUAAUAAUAAGAUAUCUUUUUAUUAUUAUUUUAUUUUGAUUUAAUAUUUUUUUUUAAUAUAUAAAGUUUUAUAACUUUUUUUUUUAAAAAAAAAAAAAAAAAUAUUAUUAUUAUAAAAGUAAUUAUUUAUAAAUAUAUUUAUAUAUAUAUAUAUAUAUAUAAAAAUAAUAGUGUU